CAGAAAUGGAUUUCCUCCCACAAGGGCUUAAGUGUAAAAGCCUCAGCUGAGCGGGUUUGAGCUCACUCGUCGCCAGGGGGUUACUGAGAGCAUGGAUUAGCUGCUGCCUCGCUCCGCCGCUGGGCUGUGACCAGCUCCCGCGAGUAACCCCCGUCCCCUGCCCGGAAUGAGCUGGGUCUCUAGGGCUCGAGGAUGGGGAGCUGGGCCCUGAAGGUGGCUGGGGGCUUUCUGGCUGCACUGCUGCUGACUGGCAGCGGGUUCCCGUUGUUGGGCACCCCGAAGCCACGAGCGGCCGGGACUGGCAGCGAGCCCAGGAGGGCGAGGAGCCCGGCUGACUCUGCACUGGGGCUGCACCAUCACCAGCGGCACCAGAGACACGUGGCUAGGAACGGCUGUGCACCUGACGACCCCUCGUACUCGCCAAAGCGCUGCUGCCAGAAGUGCCCGGCAGGGAAGUUUAUGACGGCUCCCUGCACGAGCCGUGGCAACGACACGACCUGCAAGAGCUGCCCGCCCGGCACCUACCUCUCCUUCCAGAACCUCGAGCGGGAAUGUCGAAAGUGCUCCGAGUGCCAAGCGCAAGCUUCCCAGCUCGUGCUGAAGAACUGCACCGAGACGAGCGACAUCGAGUGCGGCUGUGGGGCCGGCCACUUCAUGCAGUGCAUGGACCCUGCCUGCAGAGACUUCACCUGCCAGGAAUGUCGCCGAUGCAAGGGCAGGGCCACCCAGAAGAACUGUUCAGAGAAGGAGGAUGCCCAGUGUGGGAACUGCCAGCCUGGCUUCUACCUGGAGGGCAGCGAGUGCCGAGC
Trachemys scripta elegans is the source of this 809-nucleotide messenger RNA. RefSeq names its product TNF receptor superfamily member 25 (gene TNFRSF25). NCBI's taxonomy places the organism in Eukaryota, Metazoa, Chordata, Testudines, Emydidae. The record is from RefSeq and is a predicted model, not a curated record. Gene Ontology annotation, molecular function: protein binding. Gene Ontology annotation, cellular component: plasma membrane.